Messenger RNA from Sphenostylis stenocarpa, 162 nucleotides. NCBI's taxonomy places the organism in Eukaryota, Viridiplantae, Streptophyta, Magnoliopsida, Fabales, Fabaceae. The record is from the annotation of a GenBank genome assembly.
AUGAAAGAUAGUUUAGAAGUUGCCAUGAAAAUUGCAUCACAGGUCACAUGGGGCUUACUCGUGAGAGCAAGAAAUGCGGAUUCUUCGCAAGAAACUCAUGGCAAUGGCCCUGACACGGUUGGCUUGUGCAAGAGAGAAUUCAAAUGGAUCUUGGAAGCUUAG